Messenger RNA from Gavialis gangeticus (Gharial), 2261 nucleotides. Its product is annotated as F-box only protein 39-like. The record is from RefSeq and is a predicted model, not a curated record. The transcript has 3 exons. The coding region runs from base 756 to 2075 and encodes 439 amino acids. Gene Ontology annotation, molecular function: protein binding. NCBI's taxonomy places the organism in Eukaryota, Metazoa, Chordata, Crocodylia, Gavialidae.
CAGCGAUGGGCUCUAAUAGCUAUUACAUGGUUUCUGCAAUGUCAAGAAACUGGACUCAAGUGGUCCCGACUCCCUUGUAGUCCUGUGUUAGCUGGUAAAAUUUAACUGCACCUGCUAACUCCCAUGAAAGCUGCCUGGCGUUUGUCAGGGUUUUGCUUGACUUAGACAAUUUGAGUUAAAAACAAGCCCUUUUUCUAAGUGAAAACACAUGUUACUUUGUGUCCUGUUUGCUUUCUAGUGUCUUGCAAGAAGCUCUCUGCCUCUCACAUUCUUUCCCACCCCCAAGCCUUGCAAAAUAAUACCUUCACUCCAGGGUCUGCAAUAAAGUAAAACCAUUAACCACAUCAUUUUAGCUGUAUCUGGGCCACCUGGCCUAGUGACUCCAGAAGUAAACCUCCAUUGUUUUCAAUUUUCUCACAACAUAAAGGGCUUCAAUUGCUCCUUCAAUCCUGGUAGCAAGGCUAAAAGCUCAUCCUGCUGCUUUUAUCAGGUCUGUGACUGUCAGCACCUUUUUGCGUAAGGGUAUUCUGCUCAUCAGUUUUCUCCGUUUCAAUUUAGGUUAGAUCACAGUUUACACCCACAGGCCCAUUUGGUCACCAGAGUUUGGAUGUAAAGAGGUAAAAAAUGGAUUGUCGCUUUUGACUGUAGAGACUGGAGUUUUCUAGUCACUUGGAAUAUACUGACCCAUUGCAGGACAGCAAAUAAGUAGGCAAAGCUUUACUGAUCUGCAGACCACUCGGCUAGAUUCUGCUUUGAUGGAGGAUGACGGCGAACCCGAGCAGAGCUGCUGGGCUUUCCUACCUGACAUCUGCAUGAGCCACGUGUUCCGGUGGCUAGACGACAGGGACAGAUCCCGGGCUGCCUUAGUCUGUAAGAGAUGGAGUCAGGCCAUGUACUCGGGGUCUCUCUGGAGAACCAGAACCAUCACCUUCCGUGGGAUGCCUUCUAGGUUGCACACAGCAGAGCUUGAAUCUUCUCUGUGGUACGUCAAGAAAUUUGGCAAGUACUUGGAACACCUCGAGAUCAGGUUCCUGAAUCCUUACCAUGCUGUCUUCACCCGAAAAUUUCAAGUGACUAUCAGAGGGCUUCUUUCACGCUUGGGCAAAUGUAACAGCCGCCUGAUGUCCCUAAGUAUUCAGCACCUGGAGUUGGACAGAGUGGUCUGGAAAAAUGGCAUCCGGAUUCAGUUCAUCAAGAACUUAAGUACUUUCUUAAAAAGAAUGGGCAAGCACCUUGAUUAUCUCAGCUUGAAAGGAGCCCGGGUGACGCUGGAAGAAGGCUGUGAGCUUUUGAGCUCUUUGAGCUACUUGAAAAAUAAAAGCCUCAUCUCUGAAAUCAACAUAGAAGAUUUAUUUGGUCACCACCUCCCUAUCUACAACUGCUCCCUGUUUCACCAGACAAUGUCUAAGUUCUGUAACCUGGUCAUCCUGACCCUCAAUUACAACUGCAUUUCUGACGACCUGCUGGACAUGCUGUGUGAACAUAAUGCCAAUUCUCUCUGGACCCUAAAUGUCAAGUGCCACAUCCAUGACCCUCAUGGGCAAGUGGUAUGGGGGAUGUCCUGGGCAAACCUAGCCAAGAGAGCCCCAAAACUCAGAGUGAACUUGUUCUUUGAAAGCAUCAUGAAGCAUGACAGUUUAGCCAGGAUCCUGUUAGCAGAGAUCCCUGCCAGGAGCAUCAGUCUACGCAGCGGGUACUUCAGUGACUCAGACUGGACAAUGAGACCCACCCUCACCAAUAUCUUGCCAGCUUACAAGCACAUCCUACAGAAACUGACCCUCGAGUUCAACCAUGACCACGAACCACUGGAUGAGGAGCUGCUGCAGCUCGUGCUAGCAUGCGAAAGGCUCUUCUUCCUGAAAGUCUGGGCCUUCCUCAGCGUCACAUUUAUGGAGCAGCUGCUCCAAAAACGGGCCGAAAGGAAAUGCACCCUGUGCACCAUAAAGGUCAGGAUUUACACUGCCCGGCAUGAGACCCACGAAGAGGACCGAAUGCUGCGAGACAUUUAUAGGAAGUUCAGAGACCUAAUUGACUCAGAGCUGAAUUAUUUUGUCAUCGCCUACCCCAUGGUGUGAGCCACUGGUGAUUUCCGAGGAGACGUAAAUAAAGAUCACUGACACCCGCAAAUGUCUGAGCCCAUCCUUUGGAGGAAGCAGUGGGGAGCUUAGUGGGCUUAGCAGUGGCUCUGAAAGGGAAAGGCUGCUAGAACUGGAAUAGGUAGGGAGCAAAGCCUGAAUCCCCUAGAUUAAAAAAAAAAACCU